GGGCGGCAUCAGCGGUAUACCGCUGAUGCCGCCCUCUGCAUUCGUAACCAAAAUUGUCGCAUGUGUCACAAUUGCCGCAAUACGUUCGCUGAAUGACGCCAUUUGAGUCUCACAAAUAUAAAAGGAAACAAUUUACUCGCAAGAAGCCAAUCAUUCGCAAGGUUCUUUAGCGACAGACAAGCCAAAAAUUUUGCACAACUCGCUGUGUUCUGUGUUGAAAGUUCUGCGGAGAUUAAAUGCAUUUAUUCAAAUCAGCUAGGGAAGCGAGAUAGGAUGCGCUACAUCGCAACAAUAUUGCAUUAAUGUCAGAGUCGGAAUUAGAUAAUUUUGGUAGAUCUCGCUCUUUGAGAAGAUUGCGCCAGUUUUUCCGCAAGAGUUUACCGUUUCAGAAAUUUCCCAGUUUGCAAACACUUCGCACCCAUGAAGAUGAUGACGAAGAAGAGUUACUCGAUUCACAGUCUUUAGACCACCCAGGUAGCUCAAUUCCUAGCAUUGGUGCCGAGCUGAGGCAACUGCAUGAACGCUUAGGAAGACUGAAGCGUCAAGUAAUGGAAAUCAAAGAAAAAAACACGGCGGAUUUAUCGGAAAUGUCGGCGGUCAUAAAGCGGGGCAUGGAGCGCGUGGAGCUGUUCGGGGAGCAGCUGGACGAUUUCGACCAGUACGUGCAGGUAGACAAGGAGAACAUCCAGAACCAGAUGGAGGAAAUGGAGGCCAAGAUUCACCACCAGAUCAACGACCAGUACAGUGACCUGCAGGAGGCCAUCGAGGGACUCUACCUGCGGAUGGAUACCCUGGAAAAGAUCUAUGAAGAGCAGAAACAACAACGAGAUAUUGAAGAAAAGGAAGCCUCAUACGCGCGAAAUCUAGCCGUGAAAAUCAUCAACAUGUUCAUCUGCCUGACACAGGUCAUCCUACUCGUGCUGAACACCAUCGCCGAGACCCUCCGACCGCUGACCAGCAACGGUGCCAACCUGGCCAUCAUCAUCUUCGUCCUCUACCUGAUCGCGACGCUGAGCGACGACGAGGUCGGUCGAUCGAUACGCCGGCUCUUCGGGAAGGUGCUGCCCGGCCUCAGCUUGUGGGAGGUCAACAGGUGAUCGGAGAUCUAUGUGGGGUAGGGGGAGAUGUGUGAUGUAGAGGAACUUUGUGGUUUUGAUGUAAAAGCUGGCUGUGAUAGUGAACCCGGCUGUCUCAUGUGAUAGUUGAAGCGGAAGAGGUGGUGUAGCGGAGCAUGUACACCUGUGAUAUUCAGAAUAAACUCGCCGCGGUGUUGGUCGCAGGUGUCACGGCC
This is a messenger RNA of Amphibalanus amphitrite, 1291 nucleotides long. RefSeq lists its product as uncharacterized. The transcript has 4 exons. Bases 303 to 1097 code for a protein of 264 amino acids. NCBI's taxonomy places the organism in Eukaryota, Metazoa, Arthropoda, Thecostraca, Balanomorpha, Balanidae. Gene Ontology annotation, cellular component: endomembrane system. The record is from RefSeq and is a predicted model, not a curated record.